AUGGGCUCCCCUGAGGACCCUGCCUGGAGCCUCCUGAAUGAGUAUUGCCACGGCUUCAUGGUGUCUCAGGUUCUCUUUGCUGCCUGUGAGCUGGGUGUGUUCGACCUCCUCGCCGAGGCCCCAGAGCCCCUGGAUUUGGCCACGGUGGUGGCCCGUCUGGGCACCAGCUCCCACGGCACGGAGCUUCUGCUGGACACGUGUGCGUCCCUGAAGCUGCUUAACGUAGAAACAAGAGGAGGAAGAGCUUUGUAUCAAAACACGGAGCUCUCCAGCACCUACCUGGCCAGGGUCAGCCCCACUUCUCAGAGUAACAUGCUGCUGUACAUGGCCGGGACGACCUACCGGUGCUGGGGCCACCUGGCCAAGGCUGUGAGAGAAGGGAAGAACCAGUAUCUGCAGGUGUUCGGCGUUCCCUCCGAAGAGCUCUUUAGUGCCAUCUACAGGUCGGAGGAGGAGCAGCUGCAGUUCAUGCGGGGUCUGCAGGAGGUGUGGAGCAUCACUGGGCAGCGUGUGCUGACUGCCUUUGACCUGUCACAGUUCCCUCUGAUCUGUGACCUUGGCGGUGGUUCUGGGGCUCUUGCCAAGGAGUGCCUUUCUCUGUACCCUGAGUGUAAGGUCACCAUCUUCGACAUCCCAGAAGUGGUACGGAUGGCAAGGAAGCACUUCCCAUCCUCGGAGGAUGAACGGAUUGGCUUCCACCAAGGAGAUUUCUUUAAAGACCCUCUCCCAGAGGCAGAUCUGUACAUUCUGGCCAGGAUUCUGCACGACUGGACGGAUGAGAAGUGCUCACGCCUGCUGCAGAAACUCCAGCACACCUGCAAGCCAGGUGGUGGCAUCUUGGUGAUUGAAAGCCUCCUGGAUGAAGACCGCCAAGGUCCUCUGACCACACAGCUCUACUCUCUGAACAUGCUCGUGCAAACGGAGGGCCAGGAGAGGACCCCAACCCAGUACCACAGGCUCAUCUCCUCUGCCGGCUUUCGAAGCUUCCAGUUUAAGAAAACUGGGGCCAUUUACGAUGCCAUUUUUGCCAGGAAUUAA
Otolemur garnettii (small-eared galago) is the source of this 1038-nucleotide messenger RNA. It is a transcript of the gene ASMT, whose product is annotated as acetylserotonin O-methyltransferase. The coding region runs from base 1 to 1038 and encodes 345 amino acids. Gene Ontology annotation, biological process: melatonin biosynthetic process; methylation. Gene Ontology annotation, molecular function: acetylserotonin O-methyltransferase activity. The transcript is spliced from 8 exons. The record is from RefSeq and is a predicted model, not a curated record. NCBI's taxonomy places the organism in Eukaryota, Metazoa, Chordata, Mammalia, Primates, Galagidae.